Messenger RNA from Candidula unifasciata, 170 nucleotides. NCBI's taxonomy places the organism in Eukaryota, Metazoa, Mollusca, Gastropoda, Stylommatophora, Geomitridae. The record is from the annotation of a GenBank genome assembly.
UCAAGACACAUUUGCAUGACAUGAUCAUUGUUACCGAGAUGAUUGGAUCCAUUGUUGGUGUCUACGAUGGAAAAACCUUCAACCAGUUCUCAAUCCCAUACAAGCCAGUCAAGCACGGUCGCCCCGGUAUUGGUGCCACCCACUCUUUCAGGUUUAUUCCACUCAAGUAA